UAUUGCCAAUUCCUCCUCGCACUCAGCUGUGAGUGUGCGGUAAUGUAAUGAAGCUGGCGCGGAGGGAUACAGCGUAAACGAGGCCAGAGCGCAGCGGCGGCGCAUUACUACACCUCAGACUAUUGCUCUCUCACUCUCUCUCUAACACACACACACACACACACACAACACACACACAGAGGAACAGAUCCUGCGUUUACGUCAACGUUUAAAACACAAACAGCUUUCUGCUGCUGAUUUUACACACAUUUAUCGGACGGGACUUUUUAAGGAUGGCAGAUCAGUUGACCGAGGAACAGAUCGCUGAGUUCAAGGAGGCGUUUUCACUCUUCGACAAAGAUGGCGAUGGCACCAUUACCACCAAAGAGCUGGGUACAGUGAUGCGCUCAUUGGGUCAGAACCCCACUGAGGCCGAGCUCCAGGAUAUGAUCAACGAGGUAGACGCUGAUGGCAACGGAACUAUAGACUUCCCGGAGUUCCUAACCAUGAUGGCACGGAAAAUGAAGGACACGGACAGUGAAGAGGAAAUCCGAGAAGCUUUCAGAGUCUUUGACAAGGGUCCGGUGAACCAAAACCAGCUGAAAUAUACAAGGCUUCCUUGAAAAUGAUCAGUCAACUAGUCAUCCAGGCAACCCGCUGAAU
This is a messenger RNA of Sinocyclocheilus grahami, 642 nucleotides long. RefSeq names its product calmodulin-like. Gene Ontology annotation, molecular function: calcium ion binding. The transcript has 5 exons. The record is from RefSeq and is a predicted model, not a curated record. Lineage: Eukaryota; Metazoa; Chordata; Actinopteri; Cypriniformes; Cyprinidae. Gene Ontology annotation, cellular component: myosin II complex. Bases 273 to 602 code for a protein of 109 amino acids.